Messenger RNA from Alligator sinensis (Chinese alligator), 4646 nucleotides. RefSeq names its product uromodulin like 1 (gene UMODL1). Bases 1 to 4476 code for a protein of 1491 amino acids. Lineage: Eukaryota; Metazoa; Chordata; Crocodylia; Alligatoridae. Gene Ontology annotation, cellular component: cell surface; extracellular region. The transcript is spliced from 23 exons. Gene Ontology annotation, molecular function: peptidase inhibitor activity; protein binding; calcium ion binding. The record is from RefSeq and is a predicted model, not a curated record.
AUGGCAACUAAACAUAUAUCAUUGCUGUCCGAGGCUUUGGCUGAUAAAGGUCUUUCCUUGCUAGGCUAUCAUCUAUGCAACUAUAGUGUGACCAAAAAUGUCUUUAAAAUGGUUGCCUAUCAAAAGUCAUAUGAGAAAAACACCUUAUGUGGAGGAUGGAUUCCAUGGAUGGUUUGUCCCAAAACUUACCACAAAACUAAGUAUCGUACUAUUGAAGUCCCUGAGACUGUGAAUCUUACAGAUUGCUGUGAAGGUUAUGAGCAAGUUGGACUCUACUGUACUUUAUCCCUAAAUAGAUCCAGUGAAUUUGCCUCAAGGCCUGGUAUUUGUCCAAAGGAAGAUAUGGAAACAUCAAAUUAUUCAUGCACAUUUGACACCGACUGUCCAGGACUUAAAAAAUGCUGCAACUCAUCCAUAGGAGCAGGCUGUGUUACUCCUUUACCAGGCGAGAGGAACCUAAGAAAAUACUGGUUUAAUGCAUCAGUCCUUGUGAAAAUGGAUUUUAAUGAAUUACACAGAAUAGAUCCAAGACUUUUGAAUCAUUCACGCCUUCUGCAUGCCCUGAUGACUGGUGCACUACAGCCCUUUCAUUCCUCAGUGUACCACAUUCAGACUGCUCACACAGAAACAUACUCUGGAACAGUAAUAUCUCAUAUUCUCAUUGGAUUAUAUCAACCAGCUUCACUAAUAACAAUUUCUUCUUUGCUGAAAGCCAUUAUGAAGCGUGUGUAUGAAGUUAUCGAUGUAGAUGUACAAGAUGUAAAUGAAUGUUCCUAUGCUGAACUCAAUGCAUGUCCCCGAAAAGAGCUUUGUAUAAACAUGGAAGGUUUUUACAAUUGUACAUGUGAGCCUGAACAUAUGGACACAAACUCUAGCCAUCUGAGUGGAGGAUGUAAAGAGUCUACUACAAGAUCAACUUUGGAUCCAGUUAGUACUAGCAAUAGUUCUGUGUCUCUAGAUAAUUCAACAAUUGUUCUGCCAAAAUCUGAGAACUCUACUGAUUCAGAAUGCUAUUCUUCUGCAAUUAGAAACCACAGAAUCUUCAGUGUUACUAGUAGCAGUUUUGAAGUAUCCUGGAGUGUGAAUUCCACUCUGAAUCACACUUUCCAAGUUGAAGUUUUCAAGGACAAAGAUAUCUUCAAAAGCAUGGCCACUACAGAAACGAGAGUGGAUGUGUCUGACUUGGAAGCAGGUAUAAUGUAUUUGGUGAAGAUAAGCUAUGAAACUUGUGGAAAAACCAUCAUCUCCCAUCAAAGUGCUAAAACUAAUGCCCAGAUAUUUGGGAUUACAAUAAAGAUCCUGAACUAUAACUUCACUGAACAACUCCACAACACUAGUAGCUUGGAAUAUCAAGAAUUUUCAAGAUUGCUGCUUACUGAGAUUGGAAACUCAUUUCCACCAAAUAUUUCCACAUUGUACACAACUGGGAAGCUGAAAGUGCAAAUUGAAUCCCUGAAAGCUGGAAGUAUCUUAGUAAGGCUUAGAGUUAUCAUACAGGAUCUUGAAUUUUCAACAGAUGCAUCCAGCUUUGCUCCUGUGCUUUCUUACCUGUAUAAAGGUUCAGUAUUUUUGGUUGAUCAGCAAAGCUCCUCAGUAGGAGAUUGGGACGAAUGUGCAUUUCCUCCAGAGAAUGACUGCUCCAUGUAUGCUGAGUGUAUCAACUCAAUGGGCUCCUACAGGUGCCGAUGCAAGACAACCAUGGACACCAAUCCGUCUCACCCUGGAAGAAACUGUGAAGGUGAAAUUGUAAACCCUGUGACUGAAACAAUGCCCCCAGGUGCAUCAAGGAUUACAGAUAUACCUCCUGAAACAAGCACUGCAUUGUACACUUCUCCAGCAAAUACUGAAAUGAGAACAAUUUUUCCUCUCCGUUCCAAUACAAGUACCACAUUAAAUGUACCCCAUGGGCUGCCAUCAAGUGGCAUGCAAGCAUCAGAUAGUCAUCUUUCCACCCAAACUCCUCCAGCAGCUUGGAGAAAGGGCAUGGCCUCUUCAAUUGGUUUUGGCAGGAACAGUAGCACAAUGGGUAUGGUGAGGGAAACAACCAUGGGAACACCAACCAUGGUAACAGAGCAGUGGAAGACUGUAAACAUGCUAAUUGAAAAACCCACGAGAAAGACUAUUACUGGUGUACCACAGCACCUGGCUACUACUACAGAUGCUUUCACAGGUAUAGCUGGGCAAGAACAUCACAAUUCACCACCAUCCAUAUUGUCGACUACUGCAAGAAAUCAAACCUUCAGAGACCGACAUGCCCAUCUCCAGCUUCCUGGAGCUAGCUCUCAGGACAAUUCCAGUACAACUUUUCCCAUUACAGAAAAUGUUGGAGUUCAUAAGCUAAAUUCUACAGUUGAUAAAGAGAUAGGCAGAGAGAACAACACUUGGUCUGAGAAAUACCUGAAAGAAUCCUUCUCAGUGUCAACCACACGGCCUGACUUCUCACCUGCUUCCAACACGAUGAACUUCCUGACCACAGAUUGCGUACCUGCCCCAGCUCAAAGGAUUAUUCUCUACAAUGUGAGUAGCACCAGCUUUCAUGCAGCAUGGUCCACAGAAUCUACGCAGAAUCCUGUUUUCCGAUUUCUACUGCUUCGUGAAGAUCAGCUGAUGUGGGAAACUAAAACUCGCAGCAGACACUUGACAGUGACAGGACUGGAACUUGGGGUCUUAUACACAGUCAAAAUCGGGACAGAAGUUUGUAUGAAGGAAAGUAAAUCAGCACAUCUGAAAGUAAAGACCGCUGCUCAAAAACUUAAUGGAACGGUAAAACUAACAAGUGUGGAAUAUGUUCCAGGCUUUAGCAAUGCAAGUAGUGAAGAGUAUCAAAACUUUACACGGCUGUUUUUCAAUGAAGUAUAUAAAUCUAUGCCCCUUAACCUUAUUCAGCAAAUGGAUGAUGGUAUGAUUAAAAUGUCCAUUACCAGUAUUACUAAUGGGAGCAUCGUGGUAGGUUUCAGUUUAGUGAUAGCAGAAGAUCUGGACAUCCAGUACAUUGCCACAGCUUUCCGUGAUGCCUUUCAACACAGUUCUUAUUUCACAGCUGACAACAACAGUGUCUCCAUACAUGAUUACAAUGAAUGCAAGAGAGAAGAAGAUGACUGUUCAGCGGAGGCAUCAUGCCAUAACAUAUAUGGGUCCUACCAAUGCAGCUGUAAUGAAGGAUUUAUUGAUCUAAAUUCAGACAGGCCCGGAAGAAGCUGCAAAGCAUUUCCUCCCAGUAGUAGUCCUGCAGCUACAGAUGACAAUCCUGCAGGCAGCACAGUUUUUCCUGUGGCACGUUCACUGCCUUGGGCACAUGUAUCUUCACUUGCUGCAGAAGAUUCCUUUGCUACUAAACCCAAAGUUCUGGAACACGCUAUGUUCUCUAGCUCUGCAGUACCUCAGGCCUCCUUAGACUCUAUGUCAAAUGUCUACCAUUCUCCACCAGUCACCCCUCUCCCAUUCAUUGCCUCUGCCCAGAGGCUUUCUAUAAAAGAUGCUGUGAAGGUAUUCUGUGAAAUUGAGAAGAUUGUCAUUGCAAUUCAGAAGAAAUUUCUGCAGCAAGAAUCUAUCCCAGAAUCUUCGCUUUACCUUGGGGAACCUCAUUGCAAUGUGAGCUUCAGCAAUGACACCUCUGUUGUACUGCAGACAGGGUGGAACGAAUGUGGAGCUGAAGUACAAAGUAAUCUGACUAACACCUCAGUGAAAACAAUACUUCGGAAUGAUAUUUCCUUGCAGGGAGUUAUCCACCACUUGAAGAUUGUGAGCCCUAUUCAUUGUGUAUUUCAAAAUGACCUCUUGACUUCAUCUGGAUACACUCCAGAAUGGGUUUACACCAUUUUUGAGGAUUUACAUGGAUCUGGACGCUUUAUUACUGAAAUGCAGCUGUUCGUUGGAAACUCUCCAAUACCCAAAAAUUUCAGCAUUUCAGCCAGUGAUGACAUACUGAUUGAAGUAGGAAUUCAUAAAGAGGGAAGCAAGCUCAAGGUGGUCCUCACUGAAUGCUGGGCAACUCCAUCCAAUAAUUCAGUGGAUCCUCUGUCAUUUGCUUUUAUUAACAACAGCUGCCCAGUCCCAAAUACUUACACAUCUCUCAUUGAGAAUGGGAACUCAAGCAAAGCUCAGUUUAAACUGAAGAUCUUUUCCUUUGUCAACAAUUCUGUGGUUUAUCUCCACUGCAGAAUUCGCAUUUGUGUAGAGACUCCUGAAAGCACCUGCAGGACGACCUGCAAUGGUGAUCGAUCCCUGAAAACAGGCGAAAUUAUUGCCACGCACAGAACUUCCUGGGGACCCCUGUGCAAAGCUGCUGCAUCUGAUUCAAAGACAAGAAAGGAGCCUGGGCUAGGAGUUGGGUACAUCAUCCUUAUUGUCAUCACUGUGUUUGUUUUUGUGCUGGCAGUAGCAGCCAUUUUAAUUUUCCAAUACCAACGAAAGACUGGGAGUUACAACUUCAGAAUCAAAUCAGACAACUUUAGCUACCAAGUGUUCUAUGAUUAAAUAUUCCAAAGUUAUCGCAUCUGGAACUUGUCUCAUCACACAGACAGCAGUGGCUUCUCCCCUCUCAGCAGUUUGUUCCCAUUAGCCCUUAUGAUGGAGGCCAACGACCAGUCACAAUACUGAAUCCUCCCACAUUAUCAUGGGCUAUAAAAUGCUACUGUAUCUGGUCU